AUGCGUUGUGGACCCCUGUGUGGAUUCCUGUGGCUUUGGCUUUAUCUGUCCUACGUUCAAGCGGUGCCCAUCAAAAGAAUCCAGGAUGACACCAAAACCCUUAUCAAGACAAUUGUCACCAGGAUCAAUGACAUUUCACACAUGCAGUCGGUCUCCUCCAAACAGAAGGUUGCUGGGUUGGACUUCAUUCCUGGGCUCCGCUCUGUCCCAAGUUUGUCCAAGAUGGACCAGAUAUUAGCAAUCUACCAACAGAUCCUCACCAGUCUGCCUUCCAGAAAUGUGAUCCAAAUAUCUAACGACCUGGAGAACCUCCGGGCUCUUCUCCACCUGCUGGCCUCCUCCAAGAGAUGUCCCUUUCCCCGGUCCAGUGGCCAGGAGACCCUGGAGAGCCUGGGUGGUGUCCUGAAAGCCUCGCUCUACUCCAUGGAGGUGGUGGCCCUAAGUAGGCUUCAGGGGUCUCUGCGGGACAUGCUACGGCAGCUGGACCUCAACCCCAGGUGCUGA
Molecule: messenger RNA, 504 nt
Organism: Cynocephalus volans (Philippine flying lemur)
Lineage: Eukaryota; Metazoa; Chordata; Mammalia; Dermoptera; Cynocephalidae
Gene: LEP
Product: leptin
Exons: 2
Coding region: 1-504 (167 amino acids)
Biological process (GO): energy reserve metabolic process; positive regulation of p38MAPK cascade; lipid metabolic process
Cellular component (GO): extracellular region
Molecular function (GO): hormone activity; peptide hormone receptor binding
Source: RefSeq, a predicted model, not a curated record